Molecule: messenger RNA, 693 nt
Organism: Spirometra erinaceieuropaei
Lineage: Eukaryota; Metazoa; Platyhelminthes; Cestoda; Diphyllobothriidea; Diphyllobothriidae
Source: the annotation of a GenBank genome assembly
AUGGACCUGACAGAGGCCUUUGACACGGUGAAACGGGAUGGACUCUGGAAAAUCCUGCAGAAAUUCGGAUGUCCUGAGCGAUUCACGUACAUGAUGUCAGCUCCACGACAUGAUGAUAGAGUGAGUCACGGACGAGGAGACCGUCUCAGAAGCGUGCCUAGUGACCAACAGAAUAGAACGGGGUUGCGUACUUGUCUCCGCCCCUUUUAGUCUUAUUUUCUAUGUUAUGCUGAUGGACGCCAACGUGAUGAGCUUAACGGGAUCCGCUUCGGUUGCAGGACCGGCGGCCAUCUUCUCAAAAGCUGGCCUAUACAGGCCCCGGCACGUCUAUCUACGACUACUGUCCACGAUCCGCUCUUCGCGUGCGAAUGCGCACUCAACACCGCGACGGAAGCAGACAUGCAACGGAGCAUAAACCUCUUCGCCUCCGGCUGCGCCAACUUUGGACUGACCAUCAACACGGACAAAACUGUGGUCAUGCAUCAACUGCCGCACAACGCUGUAUCCAAUGAUCCCCGCAUCCACGCCAUCUAUACCAGGCUGAAAACCGUUGGCAACUUCGUUUACCUGGGCAGCACAUUUUGGCGCUGCAUCAAAAUCGACGAAGAAGUGACCUACCGAAUCUUUAAAGUCAACCAAGUCUUCAGGUGGACUGCAGAAUUCCGUAUGGAAUCGCCACCGUCUCUACCUUAG